Molecule: messenger RNA, 6462 nt
Organism: Mytilus californianus (California mussel)
Lineage: Eukaryota; Metazoa; Mollusca; Bivalvia; Mytilida; Mytilidae
Exons: 3
Coding region: 217-2742 (841 amino acids)
Source: RefSeq, a predicted model, not a curated record
AUUAUAUUAGCAUGUCUUGUGCAUUAUCUUUAUAGGUUGCAAAGAUGACACGGGUCGUAUCAAGGUUGAAAUGUGGGGGUCAUGCGUCCAAAGGUCACAGCCAAGAAAUAAGAUCAAGGUCGUUUACACCAGGGUUCAAUAGUCGGCGGUGAAUCGCCAUAUUUCUCCAUGUCACGAGAACCAAAGUAAUAUUCUAAUGUAACAUUUUAACAGCAAAUGACUUCACAUGAACACAGUGGUGAAAAUACAGAUACAGUAAAGUUUCUCAGCUGUGAAAUUUGUGAUAAAACUUUUAACAGACGAGCUACAUUAAUACGACAUACCCAGACAGUUCAUGGACCAAUGAUAAACUGUGUCCAUCCACAAUGCAACUAUUCGGCCCCACAGAGCCGGACCAAUCAGCUUCAGCAACACAUGGCCAGAGUCCAUGAUCUGCAUUAUUACAAGAGUGGCUCUAUAGGUGUAUCUAGAGAAGAAGAAAUGUCCGACCCAAGAAUGAGUGAAGAGGAUAAAGAGAGAAUUUGUUUUACACUGCGAGAUUCAGUAUUGAGUCUGUGUAAAGAAAACUACAAUAGUACAAUAGAAGUGGAUGGACUUAUCUGUAUUUCUGUAUUAAAUUCAAAGGAACAACAUGUUGUUAAGAUUCAUGAUUUAUUAACUGAAAAAGGACAGCUAUUUACAAGUGUUAACACUUUAUCCAAUCCUAAAACGAGUACCAAACAACGUAGAGCAAGAGCAGACAUAAUCAGUAAUAAAACUGACAGUCAGGUUCAGCCCAUGUUAGUUGUUCCGAAUUCAGGGUCUCAAAGUAAUAGCCUGAGUGCCUCAAAACAACAGUCAUCAUCUUCAUCGUCUAGUAGUAGUAGAAAACAAGUUCCAUCUCGUGUAACACCUGAAAAUUCAGCAAGAUUUCCAUUCUUAGUACAAACUUUACAAGAAAAUCAUAGAAAUCAUUCUUCAAGUGCAAGCCCGACUUUAUCAUCAGUAAAUCCAAUUCCACAGCAUAAAGAGAGUUUGUAUGGGAACAUGGCUCCCAGUCCACCAGUUAUAGAUAGUGAAAGGCCUGCAUCUAGUCUUUUAAAAAUAUUGUCAUCUCAUAAACAAAAACAGGCACAACAGUCUGAACAAGAGAGUAUUGAACAGGUAGAACAAAGUAAUUUAAAUGACACUGGUGAGCUAAUGAUGUCAGUAAAAGAGGAACCAGUAGAUGAGGAAAUGACUGAUCAAAUAGCAACUAGUCAUGACAUGGGAGAUAACUUUGAAGAACAAGCAAAUGAGAAAUCCACUACUAUCAAUGUUAAGAAUGAGCCUGUAUGGAAUGAAGCAGAUUAUGGGGGAACUACCGGUACCUCUAAUACUGAUUUUGGAGGGUGUACUGAUAAAAAUAAAAAAGAGAGCAUGAAUGAAAUUAUGUCUAGUCAGAAUCAAGCAACUCAAAUAAGUUCCAAUUCUAUAUUAGCUAAGAUUUUAAAUGGAAAGGAAGAAACAUAUACAAAAAAUCGCAAAGCAGCAGUCACCUCUGCACCAAAGACAAAAACAGAACCCAAAACUCCUCAACAAACUACUGAAAAGAAUGAUGACCCAGAUAGUUCAUUACUUUAUCGUCUCCCUUUUGCGACAUUCCAGGACCUUUUUCCAAGUGGUCCAUCUGGAGAUAUGCAGAUGUCACAACACUCUGAUGUCAGCCAGUCGUCUUCUGAAGGCAGAAGUCAAUCAAAACAAUCAAAAUCAUCAGGAGUUCAAUUUGACACUAUAGUGAGGAAAAUGUUAGAGGAAAAAUCAUCUGCUGUAGGGAAAAGACAACCACCAAGAAAAAAGAAAAAGACUGUAGUUUAUGAUGAGUCAGCAGAUUUCAGUAGCCCAGAGGAAGACUUAGAUUCUCUAGAUGAAAACAGUGACAAAGAGGAUGAUGUUUACACUCCCUCUGGAAAGGAAUUGAUGGCAGAUAUAGAUGAAACAGAAUUUACAAUGUCACUACGUAGGAAACCACCGAAGAGAAAGAUAAAGAAAAGAUCUGUUGCUGUCAAAUCUACAACAAAGGCAGCUAAGAUGACAGAUCAGACAAUGUCAACAGUAACACAACCUUCUGAUGUUCAAGACAUGGAUGUGGAUCAGAGUCAAUAUCGAUAUGCUUGUUAUCAUUGUCAGUUACGAUUCAGUGAUCGACAAGAUCGUGACCAACAUGAAGAAGAAAAUUGCAUUAAUGAACUGAUUAUUUGUGAUGUUUGUAAAGGUUAUUUUGCCAAUACUUCAUCAAGAAACAAACAUUUAUUUGAAAUACAUUCUGUUUUACCGAAUGAACAAAAAGAGGAAAUUCAAGAGAGGAGAGAAGGGGCAAUGGAUGAAUUUAAAACAAUAUCACAAAAUCCAUAUGAAUUUGAAACAUUAAAGGACUGCGAAAGGAAUGAGAACUCUGGGCUUACCAUUGAAAGCGUUGCAUCAAUAAGUCAGCCUCACUUUGAUAUGGAGGCUUCAUCUGUAGAUACUCCCAUGGUUACAGGUUUAGUAACAAAAUUUAUUGUACCAUAUUGUGUUCAAAAUGAAAAGAACUUCAUUAAAUGUCCCUUGUGUAUAAGUGUGUUCUCAGACUCUAAAACAAAAGAUGAACAUCUUCGGUGGAGACAUAAAAUAGCCAAUCAAAUUGACAACGGUGAUGGAACUGUGUCUUUGCAAAUGAUUGAGAAGAAACCUUCAAAAACUCCUCCGGUAUAUGUAACAUUUGAAACAAAUCAAAAUAAUUGAAUACUUAAAGCUUUUGAAGUACUGGUAGUUGAGACUGACUCUACAAAUGACUAUGGAAAAACCUUCCAAAACCCCACCGACAUGAACAAUAAAAUGAAUCAAAUUAUAACAGUUGAAAACUGAAUGAUUAUUAAUUUUGGGUCAUGGUACUGGUAGUAGCUAGCUAUAUUAUGUAUAUGUAUAAUGUACAUAUUAUAUAUAUACACCGGUAAUGUAAUCAUUUCCAUAAAGCAAUGUGAAAAAUCAGCAAGGCUAAAGUGAAAGGCACUGUAAAAUUCCUGCUAUUAGUGGUUGGAUCAAAUUUCCAAUCCGUCUGUAAAACAUGAAUUAUUUUUUCCUUCAGAUAGUUCCCCUAUCAUGCGCCUUCGCUUUCUACUUAUACAUAAGAUAUGUUUUAAUGAUAUAGACCACCUAUUAUGAACAUGUUUUUUUAUGUGUUGACCUUGUUAAAACUUUUGUUGCAAUAUUUCUUUUAUUUUAAUAUUCAUUUUGAAUUCUGAAUUCAAAGGAAAAGCAAACUGUGAAUUAAACAAAUUUGUGAUGUUUUGCUUGCAUUAUCAUGAUUAUUGUAAAAGACAGUUAAUGAUGUGAUGAUAUUUCAUUUACUAUAGCAUUAAUUUAGAACUCUAAUUUUAAAUUCUAAUUACAUAAUUUGAGUUCAGCUUUGCCUUUAAUUGCAUCAAUCAUGUUUAUUAAUUUUUGUCUCGCCUUGGCGGAGUCAAAAAGCGAGACAUAGGUAUGCUGUUUCCGGUGUCGGCGGUAGCGUCAACAAUGUAUUAGUUUGUGAUUAGGUCUAGUUUAUGGUGAACCACUAGUGGUAGGUCAAUGAUAUUUGGUAUGCAGUUGUAUAAGCAUUAGCACAUCUCAUUUCCAUGGAGAUUAUUUGGCCCUGCCCCCUCAGUCAUGGUCUAUUGACUUUAAAACUUUUGCUUAGUUUACAUGUAUUAGUUUGUGAUUAAGUCAGUUUAUGGGGAAUCACUAGUGGUAGGUCAAUGAUAUUUGGUAUGCAGUUGUAUAAGUAUUGGCAUAUCUCAUUUCCAUGAAGAUUAUUUUGCUGCACCCCCUCAGUUAUGGUCUAUUGACUUUGAAACUUUUGCUGCGUUUACAUGUAUUAGUUUGUGAUUAGGUCAGUUCAAGGGGAACCAUUAAUGGUAGGCAAAUGUUAAUUGGUAUGCUGCGUUGUAUAAGUAUUAGCACAUCAAAUUUCCAUGGAGAAUAUUUGGCCCCACCCCCUAAGUCAUGGUCUAUUGACUUUGAAACUUUUGCUUAGUUGACAUGUAUUAGUUUUGAUUAGAUCAGUUUAAGAUGAACAGCUAAUGUUAAGUCAAUGGUAUUUCAUAUGCAAAUUUGUUGGCAUUUGCAAGUCUUGUUAGCAUGGAGAUUAUAUAGCCCCACCCCCUCAUCAUGGUUCAUUGACUUUGAAACUUUCACAUAGUUUACAAGUUAAUGUUUGUGUUUGGGUUUGUUUAAAGGGAACAACUUAUGAUAAGUCAAUGGUAUUUGGUAUGCAUGCAGUUGUAUUAGCAUUGGCACAUUUCAUUUCCAUGGAGAUUGUUUAGCCAUGUACCUUCAGUCAUGGUUCAUUGACUUUGAAUAUUUGCAUAACUUACAUGUUAAAGUAUUGCUAUUUUAAUUUCAAGAUUUGCAUUAUCAAAAUUACAAAAAGGCAAGACAUAUCUCUGUGUUAACAGUUUAUUACAAAUUUUUAGCUCUUUUGCCUAAUAUCCUAAAAACUAUAAUAGAUAGAUAGAAACUUCAGAGGCGUUAAUAUAAAGUCAUAAGUUUUUGUUCUGAUUAGACAGGCUUUUUUUGUUCUUGAGAAAAAAUAUUUAGCAUUUUAAAGCGUACAUCCAUUUUAAAAUAUUUCUGUUAAUAUACAGGUUUCACUGUAUUACAAACUUUUUCGAGUGAAUACAUGAUGUAUGUUAGCACUUGAUUAAGAAAAAAACAGUUUAUGGUUUGGGAAACAAACUAAAGGAGUAGGUUUGAUAAGGCCCUAAAAUGGCCCCUCAUUCUAGCUGAAAGUUGAAAUUAGGAUUUAUUGACCAAUGUCACAAGGAAUCAUAGGUAAUAUGAUGACUUUAUUGGAAAAACGUCUUUUUGUUGAAGAUCUAUUUUUUGGGUUCUAUUCAUGACUUCAGAAACAGCACUCAUUUUGAUUUUCCGUGAAAAUUCGAUGAAAACAGGGAAAUUUACGUUGAUUUUUUGGACAGGAAACAUAUAGCGCAUGCGUUGACAACAAAGAUAUUUAAACCUAAUGUUUGUUAUGACAUUUUACAUAUCUGACUUGAAUAUUUUGUUUGUCGACACAUGCGCUUUAUGCUUCCUAGGUCUUAGUUUGGUUGAAAUCCGGAUGAUUUUGUCCAAUUUCACAAAAAUCUCUAUUUUUAACCUAUUUGGGAUGUCAAAAUCAAUGCUUAAAAAUAAAACUCUGGCAAAAUAGUUCUAUAUUACUUUCUCACAUGUCUUUUCAUCUACUUAAAACACAUUUUAUCCUGAAACAUUGAACUUAAUAUUCGGGGCCAAAUUUGGCCCUUACCGAACUUACUCCUUUGUGUAUGUAAACAAGAGGAUAGACUAAAAUGAAGACACAGGAAUUAACAAAAAGUUUCCAUAAAUUUUAUGACAGGGAUUUAAAUGUAUAUAUAUAUUCAAAAUUCAGCUUAAAAAUAUAGGUCACGAUACUUGAAGUUUGGAAAAAUGUGGGUCCAAAAGUUGUAACAAUUUAAAAUGGAGGAAAAUUAUUUUCUAGGAAUAAAAAAAAUCUUGCUAAUGGAAAUUGAUAACUUUGGUUUUGGCAUUACUUAGAUCAGAUGCUUUCAGGAAAUAAAAUGAACUCUUUUUAGUUUUCUUGCUAUUUCAUCAACAUGACAAAACAUAACUUGGUCAAUUUACAUUAUUAUCUAAGUAAAUUAUCUCCCCCUAAAUUUAUUGAAUUUGUUACAAAGUUAUCUCCCCUGGCAAUUUCACAAUUUUUUUUAAAUAUAUGUACUUCCAGUCUCUGUUGCCUAAUUUUUAACUAUUUUGUUCAAUUCUACAAGUAUGCACAGUAUGGAUAUGAGAUCAGCAUUAGAAAAUAAAAUGAGUUGGGAUUUUUUUUAAAUAUCUGAUCACAAGAAUAAAGAGAAAAUGAUGAUAAAUUUUUGAUGAAAUGUUUGUCUGUAUCAAGUUCAGUAUUUCCCAUAGAACAUGUAAAAUCUUUUUGAAAGAUGGGAAUUUGACAGAAGGGUUGGUGGUAAUUAAAUUUAAAGGAUGGGUAAGCAAAAAUAAGAGUAAUAGGAGAGUUUCACAUUUUAAAUGAUUUGGGCCAAAAUUAAUGCAAUAAGGGUUCCUUUAUGCUUAGUCAUCCAGCAAAGACACUGAUGUAAAUUUUUGUCAUUUUAAAGAUAUAUCAUCAUGCUUAUACUGACUUAUGAAGCAAGAAACAUAUUUUAGAAAAUGACUCCAAAAAUUCAUAGUAUUAUAUAAAUGAAACUUUUCUUUUCAGGACCAGUUCAUGUGACAGGUUUUGAGUAUUUCUUUGUUGAAUUGUACAUUUUCAUUUCCUAUGUUUCAAUUUUUUGGUAAAUAAUUAUAAAGAUAUAAAUAUUACAAUAAUGGUUUAUUUGUUUGUUCUAUAUGUUCAGAUUAUACUUUUUUUAUUGUUGUAAAUACAUGUUAACUCAUGUUUGUUAAACAAGUGUUCCUAAUGUUCAUAAUAAAAGUUAAUAUUAAUUGUUA